Euleptes europaea (tarantolino) is the source of this 977-nucleotide messenger RNA. It is a transcript of the gene PAQR3, whose product is annotated as progestin and adipoQ receptor family member 3. Gene Ontology annotation, molecular function: signaling receptor activity. The transcript has 6 exons. Lineage: Eukaryota; Metazoa; Chordata; Lepidosauria; Squamata; Sphaerodactylidae. The record is from RefSeq and is a predicted model, not a curated record. Bases 48 to 977 code for a protein of 309 amino acids. Gene Ontology annotation, cellular component: membrane.
UGAGGAUUACCUGUCGUCCUUCAUUUUUGCCUUGAAACGCUGCUAAAAUGCACCAGAAACUCUUCAAGAGUGCUCAUUACAUUGAGCUGGGAAGCUACCAGUAUUGGCCUGUCUUGGUGCCUCGAGGGAUCCGCCUGUACACCUAUGAACAGAUUCCAGUAUUCCUUAAGGACAAUCCUUACAUCACGGAUGGCUACAGAGCGUAUCUGCCUUCCAGGCUGUGUCUGAAAAGCUUGUUCAUCUUGUCCAACGAGACGGUCAAUAUCUGGAGUCACUUGCUGGGUUUCUUCCUCUUCUUCGUUUUGGGCAUCUAUGACAUGACUUUGGUGUUGCCUUCAGUGAGUGCCUCAAGAGAAGAUUUUGUCAUUUGCUCCAUUUGUCUCUUCUGCUUUCAGGUCUGUAUGCUUUGCUCAGUAGGGUAUCACCUUUUCUGUUGUCAUCGCUCAGAAAAAACCAGCCGAAGGUGGAUGGCGCUGGAUUACGCAGGCAUUUCCAUCGGUAUCCUGGGCUGUUAUGUGUCUGGAGUCUUUUAUGCAUUUUAUUGCAAUAACUACUGGCGUCAGGUGUAUCUGAUCACCGUGCUUGCGAUGAUCUUGGCUGUCUUCUUUGCUCAGAUCCACCCGAGUUACCUCACUCAGCAGUGGCACAGGUUGCGCUCUGUCAUAUUCUGCUGUGUCUCGGGCUACGGGAUCAUUCCAACCAUCCACUGGAUGUGGCUCAACGGGGGCGUCAGCGCAACUAUCGUGCAGGAGUUUGCUCCACGUGUGAUUGUGAUGUACUUAAUAGCUGCUAUAGCGUUUCUUUUCUAUAUUUCCAAAGUCCCAGAACGAUAUUUCCCUGGGCAGUUGAACUACCUCGGCUCCAGCCACCAACUGUGGCACAUCCUUGCGGUGAUGAUGUUGUACUGGUGGCAUCAAUCGACAGUGUACAUUAUGCAGUACAGGCACAGCAAGCCGUGCCCGGACCACAGCGCAUAA